This is a messenger RNA of Nylanderia fulva, 962 nucleotides long. It is a transcript of the gene Sys1, whose product is annotated as Sys1 golgi trafficking protein. Gene Ontology annotation, cellular component: Golgi membrane; trans-Golgi network. NCBI's taxonomy places the organism in Eukaryota, Metazoa, Arthropoda, Insecta, Hymenoptera, Formicidae. Gene Ontology annotation, biological process: protein localization to Golgi apparatus; Golgi to plasma membrane protein transport; Golgi to endosome transport. The record is from RefSeq and is a predicted model, not a curated record.
UACGAUACUGCGCAUGCAUGAGACUACUACACCUUUAUAUUUACAUACUCCAAUUUUCAAUACGUGCAGAGUUUAGUCAGUGGUCAGUGGUAGAGUUCACUCUUAUCAAUGUGUACAGCUGCUUUGAUAAAAUAUAAUAAAUAAACUAUAGAAAGGCGAUUUAUCAGUCUACCUGCAUUAAUCAUGCAGACAUGGACAUCUUACAAUUACACUUGUAAUUCUGUUUACGUAUGUUCUUUUUUUAUCUACGAUAUCCUGUGUAAUAUAUCUGGAAAUAUACUUCACAAAUUGGAUGAUUCUGCAUUCAGUUUUUGAUAAUCCAACACAUUUCGAUUUAUAAUGUAUUUGACAGAAUAAUGAGAGAUUUUGUAUAGCCAUUUAAAAGACUUUUAGUUCUGUAAUAAGUUGCCGUUCCAGUGCAACAUAAUGAAUAAUCUUGCUGGACAAUUCCGUAAGACGACAUGGGAUCCAAUUCUUAUAAUUUCCCAGAUAAUUGCUGUGCAGACUGUUAUGUACUUCUGUCUUGGAUUCUGGAUUUGGAUUGUAGCGUCGAUACUAGGUUCAACAAAAUCGUUGGAUUAUGUCUUUCAGUACAAGGAGAUACAUGUUCGUGAUUUUGGAGGACAAUUAGUUAUUGUUACGUUUAUUCUAAAUGCACUAGUGGGUGCUUGUGCAUUAUGGUGGUUAGUGCAAAGAACAAAAUUGUGCAUGGACUUUGCAUGUACAGCCCAUUGUAUUCAUCUGAUUUGUUGCUGGGUGUACAAUGGAACUUAUCCAACAUCUUUCAGCUGGUGGUGUUUAAAUCUGGUGUCGUUAUUAAUAAUGUGUGUCUGUGGAGAAUUUCUUUGUAUGAGAACAGAACUGCAAGCAAUACCUUUAAGUAUGAACAGUCAAAAGACAGCCUUAUGAGAUUUAAACAUAUAUAAACAAUUUGUGAGAUAAAAGAUAAAGCAUAAAUAAAA